Talaromyces atroroseus is the source of this 1038-nucleotide messenger RNA. RefSeq lists its product as hypothetical. The record is from RefSeq and is a predicted model, not a curated record. Gene Ontology annotation, molecular function: zinc ion binding. NCBI's taxonomy places the organism in Eukaryota, Fungi, Ascomycota, Eurotiomycetes, Eurotiales, Trichocomaceae. The coding region runs from base 1 to 1038 and encodes 345 amino acids. The transcript is spliced from 2 exons.
AUGUGCGAUGAUGUUCGAGUGCGGUGUCCGUACUCUGAUGAAGGCUGUCCAGAAGUCAUGGCUCGAGGACACGUGCAAUUGCAUGUGGAGAAGUACUGCGAUUACAAGCUGUUGCAAUGUCCGCAAUCGACCUGCAACCAGAAGACUCUCAGGAAGAAGCUAAAUCCGGACAGAUGCAUGCACACUACUGUCAAAUGCGAGGCCUGCGAAGAGGAUGUAAUGGAGCAAGAUUUACAGGACCAUCGAGAUUCGCUCUGUCCCAGCUUACGGACUAAUUGUCCCGACUGUGGCGCGAUGGUAUUCCGCAGCGCACUCGAGGAACAUGUUGAGACUUGUCCUGAAGCUAUUCAUCUAUGCCAGGCAUCGAAAUAUGGAUGUCCCACCAAACUAAAACGAUCAGAAUUGACAGUGCAUGAACGAAGCUGUCCACUGAUAACUAUGGGCCCGUACAUAGAAGCGCAGAACUCUCGUAUUGACUCACUAGAUAUGACCAUUCGGCAAUUGCUGCAAAGAAACGAGAUCCUCGAGGAUGGAAUUGCCAACAUUCGCUCCACAUUGAUGGAGAGCGCUCGUUUCAUGCAUGAAGGUCGGAAUGACCGGCAAGUUCCUAGUGGAAACGUGAACCAGGACCACGCCCAAUCCGAACCCAGACAAUCCGAAGAAGUCGAUCGUUCGUCACAACUGUCGUCUUCGACGGCAUUGACAUAUCUCCUAUCACUGCACGAGUCUCUCCGCGAGGAGGUAUCCCAACUGUCACGAGCAAUUACCGACCUUGAUUCCCGUGCCAGUAUGGCGAUUCUGAAUGAAAGCAUGCGCGUGAACGAGGACAUGGCUCACACAAGCGCUGCAAUCAAUACAAUACGAAUGCAAAUACAUUGGCUUUUGAAUCCUCGGUUGCAACAAGGUCAUCGACUAGGCUCUGCAGCAGCCGGAGGAGACUCGCAACCGGGGCCAAGCACUCGGGCUGAGCCUGGUGCAAGCAAUUUAACAACACGACGAAGACUCAGCGAUAGCGGUCGUGAGGGGACUAAGCUGUAG